Messenger RNA from Penicillium egyptiacum, 1215 nucleotides. The record is from the annotation of a GenBank genome assembly. NCBI's taxonomy places the organism in Eukaryota, Fungi, Ascomycota, Eurotiomycetes, Eurotiales, Aspergillaceae.
AUGGACUUUCCGACCGAUGUGGCGGAGUUUGAUAGCGACCCGCGCAUCUCGUACUCAAAACUGGACAACACCUUCCUACUUGAGACGAGUGACGGUCGUGAGUUCCUGUUCAAUAGUAUUCUGAAGAGAUGGGUCGAAUCGAUCGACGAGGCGCUUAUCCGCAAGCAGCAAGGGUACGGCUCUGAUGACGGCGAUACUGAGAUCAUUCAUCCGCGCGACCGUAAGAAGCGAAAGAACUCGCACGAUGAGACCGACGAACCCAAGGUCAAGAAGCCCCGUGUGAACACCGCUGUGUGGGUCACCAAGAUCCCCGGUGACGCUGAGUUGUCGGAGAUUCAAGACUUGUUCUCGAAGUAUGGAAUCCUUGCUGAGGAACUUGACACUGGAAAACCGCGAAUUAAAAUGUACACCGACGAAUAUGGCAAUUUCAAUGGCGAGGCCUUGGUCGUGUACUUCCGGCCGGAGUCAGUGGACCUCGCGAUUCAGUGCCUCGACGAGACGGACUUCCGAAUGGGUCCCCGCAACCCAUCUGGACCGAUGCGUGUUCAGCCGGCCGACUUUUCCUACAAGCGUGAACAGGAUGUGCAGCCGAAGGUUAGCAUGACUGUGAAGGAGAAAAAGAAGCUUAAGGAGCGGGCAGAGCGGUUGAAUAAGAAACUUUCCGACUGGGGUGACGAUGAAGCUGAGCAGGUCAUGGAGGCGAUGAAGGCUGCUGAGGAGGCUAGAAGACAUGUGAUUUUGAAACAUAUGUUUUCACUGGAGGAACUGGAGGAGGACCCGCUCGCCAGUAUUGAGAUUCAACAGGACAUCGAGAGCGAGUGCUCUAAGAUUGGCCAUGUGACCAAAGUGGUCGUCUGGGACGGGGAAGCUGAUGGUGUUGUUACUGUCCGAUUUGUGGCAUCAGCCGAUGCACGUCGCUGUGUUCAGACCAUGAGCGGCCGUUACUUCGGAGGCAAUACUGUUCUUGCCUACAUCUGGGAUGGCGAGGAGAAAUUCAACAAGUACCACCCCCGACGAGACGCAGCGGGCAAAAAGGUAAACCCUCUGGAUGCAGACAACGAUGAGGCCGAGCGCCUUGAGCGGUUCGGAGAUUGGCUGGAAAGCGGCGGAAACCAGAAGACCGACAAGAACCAGGAGACCGACCAGAAGCAGGAGACCGACACCCAGAAGACUGACGAUGGCGGGGACAAGAGCCAGGAAACUGGUAAGAACUAG